This is a messenger RNA of Rhizophagus irregularis DAOM 181602=DAOM 197198, 348 nucleotides long. The record is from RefSeq and is a predicted model, not a curated record. NCBI's taxonomy places the organism in Eukaryota, Fungi, Glomeromycota, Glomeromycetes, Glomerales, Glomeraceae.
AUGUAUUUUGGACCUGGAGUUGAAGCAUCUGAAGUGGUAGAAUUAUGGGAAGGGCAAAUAUGGAAAGAAUCACCAAUUUUUGGCGAAACAUCAUUACUGAUUAACAAUGUUUUAUAUCAAGCCGGAGAUUUUAUUAUCUAUAUUAUCUAUCAAGAGCGUUCAUCAACUUUGCAUUUAGGACAAAUUAAUGGAAUUGUGACAAAAGGAAAUAAAGAUGAAAAAUUUCUGUAUAUUCAAGAAAUUGUAUACUACUCAGAUCUUCCAAAAAACCUGAAAUCUUAUGAACGUUUAAAUAAAUCUAAAAAAGCACAGUUUGGCUUACAGAAAGACGUAAUUUGGUUAAUAUAA